CAUUGAGGAUCAUAGAGAGGACGUCAUAGAGGGAGCCUUCGCUUUUUUCAAUGCUGGAAAGAAUUGGCCGAUUGCGCGAUCGAGUCUUUGACGCUGCCUUCCACUAAACUCUGACCUGAUGGGAAUACUAUUAUUAUUUAAAUCCUGGUUGUGAAACAGCAGGUAUGCCUCUUGAAGUGCUGAGAGGAUCCCCCAGGGUUUUAAAACAUUCAUUACCAAGCAACCUGCAAAAAGUCGAUUUCGAGCAUUUGCAGCUGGGGCGUGACUUUGCCAACACAUAUUUUCAGGGAACUGUCGUCUUUUCAUACCGAUUAACUAAACUUGGAAAUGGGACACCUUUCUUCAAAAUCGUACUUCAAGGAUCAGAAAACUCAUCUUCCGAAGCACAUACCAUCAAUAUUUUUGUGUUUGGGAAGCUGGCGGAGGAAUGUGCCAAAGCUAUACAUCAAGGGAACAUCCUUGUGGUCACUGGAUUCAACUUGGUGAAGUCCAACAAUAAAAAUGACAAGCACGGCUGGCACCUAGAACUAUCUGAUGAAGUUGAUUCAAAGAUUUAUGUUUUUACUAGAUCACCACACACAACAACUGUUUCAGAGACAGUAGCCAUGCCUGUUGCUCCCAAAUAUACAUAUACACCCCUGAAUCAACUUAAAAGUGGUACUGUUGUCAAUUUGUAUGGUGUUGUGAAAUUCUUCAAGCCUCCAUAUGUAUCCAAAGGAACUGAUUAUUGUUCUGUGGUAACUGUUGUGGACCAAUCCAGUGCCAAAUUUAUAUGCACACUUUUUAAUACAAACAGAGAUGCUCUUCCACGAAUCUACAGAAAUGGUGACAUUGUUCGAUUCCACAGGAUAAAGGUCAGAGAGUUCGGGGGCGAGAUACAAGGAAUCGGUGGCAAAGGAUUUGCAGCACUUACCUUUGACGGCACUGUAGGGGCGCCGGUGGUUCCUCGAACAACUAGCAAAUUAUUCACUUUUACAGAUGAAGACAGGAGAAUAGUAGAAAACUUGCGCAUUUGGGUGGCAAGGAAUCCUUCUAACUCUAAGCCAGCAGCAAAAUUGUCUGACAUCCAGCCACCAAUGUUUUUUGAACUAACUUGCCAGCUGGUAGGAAAAGCAAAAGUGGAUGGAUCUUCCUAUCUUCUGAAGGUAUGGGAUGGAACAAAAUGUCCUUUCCCAUCCUGGAAGGUGCUUGUUAGGGACGAUGAUCUUGAAGGAGACAGAAUUCUGAUUAAUCAGCUAAAAAAUCUGACCGUGGACAUUGUCAUCUACGAUAAUCAUGUACAGUUGGCAAAAUCCCUAAAGGUUGGAAGCUUUAUUAGGAUGUACAGUCUGCAUGCGAAAAUGAAAAGCCCCGAAGGCAAGCCUGACAUUACAUAUAUUCAGUUUCAUCUCCAUGGGGGCACCAUGUAUGGCCGUGGGAUCACCAUUCUGCCAGAAACACAAACAGAUGCAAUGCAACUAAAGGCAUUUCUGGAUUCUGUCGAUUUGACAGCAAGUGAAUACUCAGAUGAAUCAUCUUCUCCAGAAUUUGAAAGUAUUUACACUGCAUUGGGAACCUGUUUGGAAAGAUGCCAACAAUUAUCUGUUACAGUGCUAACAGAUCACCAGCAUUUGGAUGUGACAGCAUUGAGUACUAUUUUGAACAGCAGGAUCCCCCAGCAGUUUCGUGUUAGAGCUAAACUGAGAAGAUAUGAACCAGUGAAGCUCCAUCAGUCUGUUAAACUUCACUGUCCCAAGUGCAAUUUAUUACAAGAGAUUCCUGGUGGUGCUGAGAUUGACUUAGUUCUACAAGAAGCUUCACUUUCACGUUCAAAUCCAGAUUUACAGAAUGCAUCCUUCUAUGAAUCUGCUGUGUGGGAAUCUGAAAAUGAGGAACAGCGACAUGUUACAGUUCAUUUUGUUAAACAUGAUGAUCUUCUUCAAGAAGCAGGAGACAGUUUGAUUCUCAUAGAAGGUGGGAUCCUAAAAGAAAUUUUGAAGCUCUCCAAAAAAUUUAAAGCCAUUAUACCUGUGAGGUCCACAGAGGACAGUCUUGUGUUACUAGAUCCUUCAGUUCCAUUUUUUUGGCAAAGGAAUAUGCAGUACUUUGGGUGUAAACACUGUUCAGAUCCAAAGCCAAUGUCAAGCCUGAGCUCCCUUGCUGCAGAAGAAGACCCAUCAUGGAAUUCUAUGGCAAUAGCCCAAGCUUUAGGAGUUGUACCCCUCCAAUAUGUCUUUGUGAUGAAGUUUGUGCUGGAUGAUGGAACUGGAACACUGGAUGUGUAUCUUAUGGACUGUGAUAAAUUCUUCCAAAUUCCAGCUUCUGAAGUCCUGAUCAAUAAUAUUUUUCAAGAGAACAUGGAGAGGAUGAUGAGUAAGCUCUGUCCUACAGGAAAAGAUCUAGAUGAAUUGCCAUGGCUGGAAUGCUUCAUCAAAUCUUACUUUGUGAGGGAUGAAACUCAAGAACAACUUUGCUAUCAGAUUUUUGACACUAUGAUUGCCGAAGAUGUCUGAACCACACAGAGAGAGCUACUUGGAACAUGCAGUAAUGCCUUUCAAAAUCUCAAGUACUUCAAGAUGCAUGUCGUUUUAUAAACGGUGGCCUUCUAUUAACUGUGUUCUAAUAUGUCUGCUGUAUCUUCUGCUGUUUUGCCUAUGAAAAAUCUAUGCACGUUCAUUGAAAGUUCUGGGAAUUUCUCCAGGAUUAGGUCACACACAGUUACUGGGGUACUUAUCAGAAAUCUCAGGUCACAGUCCCACUCAGUCUCAUCACUGUGUCUUUUAAAUAUAGCCCUCUUUAUUACUAAGGAAAUAAGGCCAACAUAGUGCCUUGGCCAGUGACCUAGAAGCACUGGGUUCCUAGUCCUGUGCUUGGUUUUGACCUGGUGCACAUGGAGAAUGCCAGUCAUAGAAGAAUGCAAGAAUGCAGCAGUAAGAAAGGGCCUCUUUAGCAAGCAUUCAGCCCUGGCCUUUCAAUCUUGCCUUGUGUAGUUGUAUAAAAUGAAUAUGCAAAUAGGCUUGGGUUCUUCAGUGAUACAAUUAAUUUAAUAUUUUAUGUUUUCAUAGUGAUGAUACUCUUAUCACAUCUGGGGGGGUAUUGAAUGUGGCUUUCUGUAAUCAGAAUAUUCCUGCUUGCACUUCUAAGAGCGUGCCCUGUGCAAAUCAGAUUUUGGACAAAGGCAAUGAGGGGAUGAUUACAUUGCAAAAAAUCCCAAUAGCUUUCAAAUGUGUCUUGACAGUACCUUUUACUGUUUCUGCUUACCAGGUCACAUUCCAGGCAGCUAAGUAUGUUCUUCAAAUACACUCCUAUUGAUCUGCUUUUCUCUUUUGUAUAAUCUGAUUUGGUUUGAGAAAUACGGACUUUUAGGCCAGUAAGUCGGCAUACUAAUUGGCUCCCAGAGGGAAACUAAUUACUCAGGCUUUGGUUUUGUUUACGUGCUGUCCAAUAGCAUUUUUAAAAAAUCAAGCACAACACAUAUUUUUGCAACACUUUAAAACAAAUGUUGAUUCAGUGAUAAAAUAUAUUCAUAUUGUUCCACGCUUACUGCAACUUCAACUGUAGUCCAACACAUGUCAAAAUAUUUGAUACUGUGCUCACAGUUUAAUUUAUCUCAAUGCCGAUCAUGUUGUUUAGGGGGUAUUAAUAUAUUAUUCUCUUGAUAUUGCUAGUGGACAUUUGUCUGUUUUUCUGUUCUACCUCAACUUUUAACAGAAAAUCCACAGUGCUUUGCCAGUGACUGUGGGAAGAAUCUCAUCAGAUUCUGUUAGCUUGCAAAGUGAAAAGCAUUGUUUCUCAAAUUCGGUAGCCAAGGUGCUUCUCAGGAAAUAUGACUCUUGCAAUAAAGUCUCAUGGCAGUGACUUAUCAGCAUUAUGAGAUCAGCAUAAAUCUUAAAAAUUACAACUUAACCAGUGGUGUCUUAAAAGGAACUGGUUUACAGUCCAGUCCUGAUGCAAACAUGUAAUCCCAUUGAUUUCAACAGGAUUAAUGCUUAGCUAGGAUUUGGAUUAGUCAAGGGCCACAGUCCCAAAUUCAUGCAAGCCUAGAUAGUCUUAUCACUCGUGAAAGAAUUACUAUGAACCUGAUUAAAGCUUUCACACAACAUUCUUGAAUAUUAAAGACUGUGUUGCAAAUCUCCACAACCAUAACAGCAAUUGUGUGUGCAAACAGGAUCAUUUGAGUAAAGUUUUAGUGCACAAAUUAUGUCUGUGGAAUCUAUAUUCUGUGUUUUGCAGCAUAUGCUUUAUAAUUUAAAUAGGAUUGAAGAUUGAUUGUAACUCUACGACAACAUGUGCACUGUAUUGUACUUACCUUUAUAUACUGGCAUUUGAUAUUAUAAAAUCUCAGAAAUCAAGAGGAAUUAUAUUAAUAAAACAAAUUUAAAAGCA
Molecule: messenger RNA, 4365 nt
Organism: Pogona vitticeps (central bearded dragon)
Lineage: Eukaryota; Metazoa; Chordata; Lepidosauria; Squamata; Agamidae
Gene: POT1
Product: protection of telomeres 1
Biological process (GO): telomere capping; regulation of telomere maintenance via telomerase
Cellular component (GO): nuclear telomere cap complex; chromosome, telomeric region
Molecular function (GO): G-rich strand telomeric DNA binding; telomerase inhibitor activity
Source: RefSeq, a predicted model, not a curated record